AUGGUGAAUAAUUUUAAUGGCGUUAACCAAUCUGUAUCAACAUCACCAUCAUCUUCUAUGGAAAAUACUUUUAUUAACAACAAUUUCAAAAGAAAAAUGUCAAAUUCAUCAUCGAGCGACAACUCUUCUUUAAAUCCUACCCCUACAAAUUCUUUUACAAACCUUUCUACUUCAUCAUCGGAAGAUCCUAUAAUUUCUAUUGAAGAUAUCUCAUCGGAAAAUCCAUGUUUCUCUUGUCAAUCUCCAUGUUCAAUUCAUCCUUCUUAUCCUUCUAAUUUAAACAUUAAUCGUGUGGCAAAUCUACAUGAUACUGUACAGCCACACAUCCGUCAUGUUAUAAUUUCAACAGGAAAAUCCGAUUGGAAUAAAAUAAUUGAAUUGGAUUCCGGGAACCUUUCGGCGGAAUUUGAUAGACAGAAUUCCACUUUAUCAUUUUUAACAUUUCUUUCUUUUUGGGGAAAUGAUGUUUUGAUAUUCCCCGAUAAUUUAAUUGUGCGUAAUGUUACAACGGGUAAAGCUAAAGAAUUUUAUGAUCGAUUUUUAUCAAAUAAAAAGUUGGAUGAUAAAGAAACAUUAAAAACUGGAUUUGCUGUUGAAAACAUUAGUUAUAAAUCCGUAAUAUUAAUUUGUGGUCACAAAACUCGUGAUAUAAGAUGCGGAAUUGCUGGACCAAUUUUGAAAAAUGAAUUUGAAAAAGUAUUAAAGGAAAAACGGAUGGAUUUGGUUUCUACCGGAAAUAAAGGAGUGCCGGUUUAUCUCUCGAGUCAUGUUGGAGGACAUCAAUUUGCCGGAAAUGUCAUUGUAUAUCGAGAUGGCCAUGGCAUAUGGUACGGUCGCGUAACACCUUGUCAUGUUCCGAUGAUAAUUGAAAAAACGAUAAUUGAAGGAAAAAUAAUUAAAGAUUUAUAUCAAAAAGAUGUUGAAAUUCGUGAUAUAGAUGUAAAUCCUAGCAAUGAAACGUCAACCACAACAAAAGUAUCGCCAGGUGACGAUUUUACAAGAAGGAUUGAAAAUCCUUCGUACUUUCGUGGAACUCAAGAUCGAGUUACGGGAUCAAUCAAGGAAGGAAUCGGAAAACUUAUUGGAAAUGAAGGUUUGGAGGACCGUGGCAAAAGUCAAAAACAAAAAGGUCAACGUGAAAUUAUUAAUGUUCAAUCCGAAAUAUUUGAUACAGUACUUUAG
Molecule: messenger RNA, 1182 nt
Organism: Funneliformis geosporum
Lineage: Eukaryota; Fungi; Glomeromycota; Glomeromycetes; Glomerales; Glomeraceae
Source: the annotation of a GenBank genome assembly